Doryrhamphus excisus (bluestripe pipefish) is the source of this 3697-nucleotide messenger RNA. It is a transcript of the gene inpp5ja, whose product is annotated as inositol polyphosphate-5-phosphatase Ja. Gene Ontology annotation, biological process: phosphatidylinositol dephosphorylation; negative regulation of peptidyl-serine phosphorylation. Gene Ontology annotation, molecular function: phosphatidylinositol-3,4,5-trisphosphate 5-phosphatase activity; phosphatidylinositol-4,5-bisphosphate 5-phosphatase activity. Lineage: Eukaryota; Metazoa; Chordata; Actinopteri; Syngnathiformes; Syngnathidae. The record is from RefSeq and is a predicted model, not a curated record. Gene Ontology annotation, cellular component: cytoplasm; plasma membrane; ruffle.
CUGCAUGUUACAACAUUGAGUCGGAUGAUAGCCAACCACCAUCAUCUGUCAAACAGCAGCAACAUGCGCGCAGUCACAUGACCGUUCGCCUCCUGUCCUGUCCUGUCCUGACAGCCUCGGGUGGCGUGCGCAUCCUCCAUCAAGACCUCCGGAGUGUGUGGACUCCCUUUAAUGGCGCAGGUUGGCGUGCGUGCCACAGCGGAAAGGUGACCAAUGCUCAACCACCACCUUGAAGGAAUUUAUCAGCUCAACUUCACCUUGGAGGAACAGCACGUAUGAAAGGCUGAUGGAUCACAUACAGCAGAAACAAACCGCCGCCAAUUCAUGUGGUCCCAAAGUGCAAUCUAGACCCUGUCCAGUUUUACCUCGAGGGCCACCUCUGAUUAGCCAAUCAGGGACUCCGCGGGACAAGCAGUCUGGACUUAACCCUCCCACAGCGAGAGACCACAUCAAGUCCGGGUCUGAUAUAAGUCGACCGAGACCCACCUCCCUCGGAACUAAACCAGCACCCAGACCUGUUAGAGUCCCAGUAUGUCCUACCAAGGACAUAGAUUUGAUCCCAGUUUGCAUCUCAGGACCUCAGAAUUUCAAUUCUCAUUCCCCAUCUGAGUUUCCAGUCCCUCUUCAGAUUCCUCAGUCCUCAUCCUUGGGACUAAAUUGCAGCCUCAGUCCUCAAGCACCCGCCUUUACAACACAAGUGCAGUCUGAAAAGACAAGCGGAGAUAACAAUGACUUCAGGGUCCACAUCGCCACAUGGAACGUGGGUUCGGCAGUGCCACCAGAUGACAUCAGUGCUCUAUUCGGUGAAAACUUGUCAGAUGGUAGUGUUGACAUGUUUGUCAUUGGACUACAGGAGGUCAACUCCAUGAUCAACAAACGCUUGAAGGAUGCUCUUUUCUCAGACCAGUGGAGCGAGCUCUGCAUGGACACACUCAGCCCCUUUGGAUAUGUCUUGGUGGCAUCCCAGCGAAUGCAAGGAGUCCUGCUGCUGGUCUUCUCAAAAUUCUGCCAUCUUCCAUUCCUCCGGGGCAUGCAGACACAGAGCACACGUACAGGACUUGGGGGAUGUUGGGGUAAUAAAGGCGGUGUGAGUGCCAGGAUGGCCGUGUUUGGCCACCCGGUGUGCUUCCUCAACUGUCACCUCCCCGCUCACAUGAGGAACCUGGAGCAGAGGAUGGAGGACUUUGAGAGCAUUCUGCAACAGCAGCAGUUUGAAGGAGGAGCUGCCACCGGGGUGCUGGAUCAUGAUGUUGUCUUUUGGUUUGGGGACUUGAAUUUCCGAAUCGAAGACUAUGACAUCCAUGUGGUGAAAUGUGCAAUAGACAGCAAUAAGUUUCCUUUGCUGUGGGAAAGAGAUCAGCUUAACAUGGCUAAAAACACAGAAUCCAUUCUGGAAGGCUUCCUGGAGGGUCCGCUUCAAUUCCCGCCCACGUAUAAGUUUGACGUGGGCACACACACCUAUGAUACAAGUGCAAAAAAGAGGAAGCCCGCAUGGACCGACCGUAUCCUUUGGCGCCUCCGCCACAAGGGCUCCCCGGUUCCGACUCACAAUGCAGCCCUGCAGAGGGGUCUGACCUCGUGGCUGGGUGGUGCCACCAAAGUUACACAGCACGCUUACAGGAGCCACAAGGCCUUCACCAUCAGUGAUCACAAGCCUGUGUCUGCUCUAUUCUCUUUGCAUUUCCCCUUUAUGGUGGACAUGGCCCUGGUGGAGAUGCAGGUAAACAAGGAAUGGUGUAAAGUCUCCGACGCCACAGUAAGAUUGACGUUUGCAUCCAAUUAUCAUCGCAGCUCAUGGGACUGGGUCGCAAUAUACAAGGCUGGAUUCCGUCACCACAAAGACUACCAAGCUUACGUGUGGACCAAGGGAGAGCAUGCAGGGCAGGUGUGUUUUCCAGAAGAGGACCUGCCUAGAGAUGAUGGUGAAUACAUCCUCGGCUACUACAGCAACAACAUGAACAGCAUUGUUGGUUUGUCAUCGCACAUCCAGAUCAAGAUGCCCAUCCACAGCCCAUCCAUCCUCCGUUCAGACAGCACUGAGGUCAGCUCAGAAGAUGACAGCACCUUGGUCCUCCUGGCUCCCAACUCCCGCAGCCCGAGCCCCAAAACCAACAAGCAUCACUGCCGCCACCGCCGCAGCCGGAGCCCAGCCGUCUCCGCUCUCUCGUCCAACCCCCUCCCUUCCCUGCAGGGCCUCAGCCUAUGUCCCCGCUCCAAAGAGACAUGCAGCCUGUCACCUGGCUCCGCCUCUAAAAAGGAACACCUGGUUUCUACGGGUUCUGUCUCGUCUCCGGCCAUCAGCCCGCUCAGUCCAUGUAGCCCCGUGUCUCCGGGUAGCGGGGUUUCGGCACCGGAGGCCCUGAUUGCUGCUAUGUUGGGGGAGCAUAGGCCUUCUCAGGUUAGCCCUACAGGGGUCAAACACAUUGGACAUGGGGGGCAAAGGAACACUACAUAAAACCUAGAAGAGAAGGUAAGAAUAGUACUGUGCAAACAUUCCGCAUUGCAUCUUACACUGUGUUUAGGUGGGAGUCACAUCUCAAUUACAAGUGCUUUUAUUGGCUCCCGUGCUACAUGCAACAUGUAGAAACAUGUAGAGAUGGGUUGAAAACAUGCAGACACUCCAAAUAUGGACUGGCUGCAAAACACUACAUAUGAGAUCAGGUGAUUCAUCAGUAGUUAUUAGUCAUGCAUAGAGUAAAUCAAUUUAACAUUGUAAAGUACACCAUUGCAGCUUUGUGAGUAGACUCCCCAUGAAUGGCUAAUGUCCAGGCUAAUGUGUUUGUUUCCUUGUUUGCUUUAAAGGUCCCAUAUGAUAGUAUGAAAGGUGCCGCAAUAGCACAGUGGAAGUUGUCCAAAAUCUACUCUUGAUGUUUAGACGGUUUAAAAGUGCUUUUAGUCAGCCCAACCGGGAGCACGUUUUGAGUGUCUGUAGCUUUAAUGCUAAUGAGCUGUGUUUGUCCAUGAGUAUGUGGGCGCCCAGAAGCGCUAUUGUGUACUUCAUUCACUUUUUACAUAUGCUCUCCACACUCGUCCCGACGUAAUAGAUGACAUAUUGUAUAUAACAUACAAUAACAUAACAUCAAUGCGUGGGCUAGGAGGACACAAACAUUAGCAACGCUAUCAUAGCUAUGUGAGUUACCGUGCUAAAAUUACACUCACAUGUCAACAGCAACAUCAUGCUAGAUUAGCCUCGUAGGUGAAGAAAAACUAAAUCUAUAGUUGGCAUAGCUCCAGGCUUUAUUUUUAGAUAAAGCUAAUACAGAAAGAAUCAUAUGGAAGGUUGUUUUUCCACAUUUGCCACUCAUAAACAGGCUCUGAAGACCCAUAUUACUGUAUCAUGUCAUUAUUAAAAAUUGUUAUUCAUAAUAAGGGACCUUUUGAAUUAAAAAAAAAUAUAUAUUCCAGAUGUGACUGUGCUAAUAAAGGCUAACACGAUUACUUUAAAAACGCAUUACCGUGUCCGCAAUGCAGCUUUCCAUAAUUUGACAAGCAUAGCAAAUUUAGUACAUACGUGUUGGGAAAACACAAGUCUAUAAGUUGAACCUUUGCUACGGUCACCAGAUGCUAUCACAUCAAUAAACACGACGGAGAUGUACUCAAGAGCCUGUGAGGCUUAUCUGGAAGUUUAAAGUUCCAUAAGCCUUAGAGAGGCUUUCGAUUUCAGUAUGAUGCGGUAGAAAAAAAAAAGCAUAAUAAA